Molecule: messenger RNA, 3474 nt
Organism: Mycosarcoma maydis (corn smut)
Lineage: Eukaryota; Fungi; Basidiomycota; Ustilaginomycetes; Ustilaginales
Product: putative protein kinase C
Exons: 3
Coding region: 1-3474 (1157 amino acids)
Biological process (GO): signal transduction; fungal-type cell wall biogenesis; protein phosphorylation
Molecular function (GO): ATP binding; diacylglycerol-dependent serine/threonine kinase activity
Source: RefSeq, a predicted model, not a curated record
AUGGCGGACCCAAGCGAUUCCAAGGUCGCCGAGGUCUACGCCCGCAUCCAGACCCAGCGUCGCAUCAUGGAAGGCAAUCAAGCCCUACGAGCCGCCACCAACAACCCCGACGUCAUUCGUCAGGCCGAAUCCCAGAUUCGAGAAGCGCAGCGAAACAUCUCCUAUCUCCAAGAGUCGCUCGACAGUCUCAAAUCGCGUCGCGCCAGUGGCGGCCCCGGCUUUCGCACCGACAGUCCCACUGGCAGCACCACUCCUGCCGACUCGAGGCAGAGCUAUGCCUCAUCCAAAACCAGCACAGGCUCCAUCGGUCCAAAUCGCACCUAUCCCGGUGAUAGCAGCUCCUCUUACAUCGGCUCCAACCCGCCUUCGCCCGCCGUCAACCCUCGUCGCUAUGACGGACGUUCGCUCCCACCCGCUCCAGACAAUGGUGCUUCUGCUGGCCCAGACGGCUCCUACGCUCAGUAUGCCAGUCAGGCCUCCUUAGGCGCCGGCGCUUACGCUCCGGCAGGUUCCGAGACGUGGCAGCCCGCGAUGCACCGCAUGGGCACCAGCGCAAGGCGCAACUACACCAACCUCGAUCUGAUCAAGGACGAAACCCCGCACACCACCGCCAAGAUCUCUCGCAUGCUCCAUCAACUCGAAUUCAAGCUGCAGAUCGAAAAGCAAUACAAGCAAGGUAUUGACAAGAUGGCCAAGCUCUAUCAGGCCGAAGGCGAUCGCAAGAGCCGCAACGACGCCGAGAGCAAGCGAAUCGAGAGUCAGAGCAAAAUCGUGCUCCUCCAGCAAGCACUCAAGCGAUACAAGCAACUCUACGUCAUGGAAGAGGAGGAAGACAACGCCAGCCCCGAAUCCGUCGAGAACCGAAAACAAAACCUGCGCAAGCCGCUCUCCGGCACGCUCCAGAUCUCGAUCCGCAGCGCUCGCGAUAUCGACCACGCACCCGUCCCACGCGGCUCUCGCUCCGUUCGCGAAUCCACCGUGGUCAUCAAGGUCGAAGAUACGCCCCGCGCUCGCACCCAUCCCAGCCGCAACGAGCGCUGGCAAGAAGACUUUGAGAUCCCCGUCGAUAAUGCCAACGAGCUUGAAGUCACUGUCUACGACAAGCUCGGCAACGCGCAUCCCGUUCCUGUCGGUAUGCUCUGGAUCCGCAUCAGCGAUAUCGUCGAAGAGCAACGUAAGAAGAAGUUUGGUCAGGUGCCCGAUGCCUCACAACACGCUCAUGCAGCUAGCGAAGGCUGGGUCACCGCCGACAGUGUUCAGCCGAGAGGCGCUCCAACCUCUUCUGGUCCCGGAUCGACUCACGCAAUGACGAAUCCCAUCAAUGGCCACAGGUUCGGGUGGCACCAGUUCUACCAGGUGCUCCGUUGGGCUUUGUGGGACGAAUUCUGGCUCAACGCUGCUGGAAGUCAGUGCGAAGACUGUCGCUAUGCUUGUCACAAGAAGUGCGCGCAGAAAGUGGUCACAAAGUGUAUUUCCAAGAGCAACGCUGAAGCCGAUCGAGACGAGGUCAAGAUCAAUCACCGCAUCCCGCAUCGCUUUGAACCAAUCACCAACCUCAGUGCCAACUGGUGCUGCCACUGCGGUUACAUUCUGCCGCUUGGACGCAAGAACGCACGCAAGUGCUCCGAGUGCGACAUUACCUGUCACACGGACUGUGCCCAUCUGGUGCCCGACUUUUGCGGAAUGUCGAUGGAGAUGGCCAACCAGCUGCUCAGCGACAUUGAGACCAUCAACCGCGUCAAAUCGUCGGCCAAGACGCAGCAGCAGCAGCUUCCGCCUCCACCAGCAGCAUCGCACCACGCGUUCAACGCUAAUGGCGGCAGCGGCAUGGCAGCCACUCCUCCCGGACGUGUUGCUCCGCCGCAAUUGCCUCCUCUCUCCGGUGCAGGUCCCGACGGACGUUUCACCAGUCUCGAGAAGCAAACGCAGCAGAUGUCGCUGAAAUCCAGUGCGGCUGAGUCUCCUUACAGUUCCGGUCCAUCUCAGAGGAUGCAAGCUGUCGAGCAGCAGCAGCAGCAGCAACGACCCGGCGCAGGACCCAACUUUGGUGGUCGCCCUCAACCGCCUCGCAUUGGCGAUGUCAUGUCGCCCUCCCCUGCUGACAACCGAAUGGGAGACAUGUCGCGACCUCCUCGGCCUUUACCCCAGCCAUCGAAUGCUGGCUCUGCCAUGCAACAGCAGCAGCCGCAACAGCAGGGUGGCAUGUACGGCGCACGUCCUCAGCCUCCAUCUGGCUACUCCGUACAGCCACCUGCUCCAUCUCAGCAGCCACCGCAACUGAAUCAAAUGCCAGCGUCGCAGCCUCCCCUAAAUGUUGUGCCCGCCAAGCCUCUGCAGCAGCAGCUGCCAUCGCAAGGUCCGCGUCUCGGCUUGCCUCAGCAACAGCCCGUUGGCGCUGGCGCUUUGGUGCCGGCUGGUGCUUCGCAGCAGCAGCAACAGCAGCCACCACGAUUGCUCCCCUCUUCUCGACGCAAAAUCGGCCUGGAUGACUUCAACUUUCUGGCUGUGCUUGGUAAAGGAAACUUUGGAAAAGUGAUGCUCGCGGAGGAAAAGCGUUCGGGCAACCUAUACGCCAUCAAAGUGCUCAAAAAGGAGUUUAUCAUUGAAAACGACGAAGUCGAGUCGACCAAAUCCGAAAAACGUGUUUUCCUGGCAGCUGCACGAGAGCGACACCCGUUCCUGCUGGGCCUGCACUCGUGCUUCCAGACGACGACUCGAGUAUAUUUUGUCAUGGAGUACAUCUCUGGCGGAGAUCUGAUGCUGCACAUCCAACGCGAGCCUUUCACACCCCGACGAGCCAAGUUCUACGCUGCUGAGGUGUUGUUAGCCUUGGAAUACUUCCACAAGCAGGGAAUCAUCUACCGUGAUUUGAAGUUGGACAACAUCAUGUUGACGUUGGAUGGCCACAUCAAGGUGGCAGACUAUGGGUUGUGCAAGGAGGAGAUGUGGUACGGCAACACCACGAGCACGUUUUGUGGUACGCCCGAGUUUAUGGCGCCUGAAAUCCUGCUGGAACAGCGAUAUGGAAGGGCGGUGGAUUGGUGGGCGUUUGGUAUUCUAAUCUAUGAGAUGCUUUUAGGACAGGCGCCGUUCCGCGGUGACGAUGAGGACGAGAUCUUUGAUGCGAUUUUGGAAGACGAGCCGCUGUAUCCACUGCACAUGCCGGCAGAUUCCGUGUCGAUUCUGGAGAAGUUGCUGACGAGAGAUCCAGCGCGUCGUCUCGGCUCAGGCCCUACAGACGCCGAGGAGAUCAAGUCGCACCCUUUCUUCAGGGAUAUCAACUGGGACGACAUGUUCAACAAACGCGUCCCACCGCCGUUCUGCCCAACACUCAAGAACCCCAGUGAUACCAGUUGGUUCGAUACCGAGUUCACUAGCGAGAAGCCAACCCUCACUCCGGUCCACUCGGUGUUGAGUGCGCAGGAUCAGGCUGAGUUUCAGAGCUUCAGUUGGACCGCUCCGCAUGUCAUUUGA